Molecule: messenger RNA, 1134 nt
Organism: Rotaria socialis
Lineage: Eukaryota; Metazoa; Rotifera; Eurotatoria; Philodinida; Philodinidae
Source: the annotation of a GenBank genome assembly
AUGAAUAAUCAAAUACCCAACAUCUCUCAUUCAUCAGUUCUCUCCGAAUAUUGUUCAAAAAAGAGACGGUGUAUAGCUUUUAUUCUAAUUAUUUUUACCAAUUUACUUGUCACAACUGUACUAUUGGUUGCGCUUGCUAGUAUAAAGCCAUGUUUCUUUAUGAAAUGUCAUUCAAAAGCAUCAGGAUGUAUCAAUCGAUCAUUAUUUAAAGGACAGUGUAUUUGUGAUUCGCGUACAGCCGGUAAUGGCCGAACAGUUUGUGAUGGAUGUGGCAUAACCUAUCUUCGACGAGAUGCUCGUAUUAUUGGUGGAAUCGAUGCUAUUCAAUAUAGUUGGCCGUUUGCUGUUCUUAUUCGACAGCACUACAAAACUAUACUUACAUUGAAUGAUCGAUCUCAUUUAGUUUCAGCAUCAUGGAUGUGCGGUGGAACAUUAAUCAAUCAUAAGACAAUAUUAACUGCGGCACAUUGUUUGAAAAAAACCGGUGAUAAAUUCGAUUAUACAACAUUCGUAGUUCCUAUUCUCUCAAAUGAAUAUUAUCCAACUAUUGAGAGUACAUUAGAAGUUAGUAUAGGCUUAUAUGAUCGACGCAAAACAACUCAACGACGUAUUGCAAAAGUUCUUCAAGUUAUUUUGCAUCCAUAUUAUAAUGAACGGCAUUUACUAAAUGACAUAGCAAUUCUGAAACUUGAAGAUUAUUUACGACCGUCACCAACGAUUCAAUUUGCUUGUUUACCCUAUUUAUUAUCUGAAAUAAAUACAACAGGUAUUGCGGUUGGUUUUGGUGAUACAGUACCGGGUGCAAAUCAAGGUUCAUCUGUUCUUAAACAAACUCAUUUGACUAUCUAUCCGAACGAAUUUUGUAAUCAUGUUUCACCAUCAACGAAAAAAAAUUGGAAUACACAACUAUGUUGUGGUGAUCUAAAUGGAGAACGUGAUACAUGCCAAGGUGAUAGUGGUGGUGGUUUAUACACGCAACGAAAUUUAUCCAAUAUAUUACAUUACAGUGUUGAUGGUAUUGUAUCGUAUGGUGAACGAUGUGCUAGUCCAAUGAAACCGGGCAUUUAUACACGAGUAUCAAACUAUAUUGAUUGGAUACAGGAAAAUAGUGAUUUCGAUACGAUUGACAGUUAA